This is a messenger RNA of Hyaloscypha bicolor E, 885 nucleotides long. RefSeq names its product Phosphoenolpyruvate/pyruvate domain-containing protein. Lineage: Eukaryota; Fungi; Ascomycota; Leotiomycetes; Helotiales; Hyaloscyphaceae. The record is from RefSeq and is a predicted model, not a curated record. Gene Ontology annotation, cellular component: cytoplasm. Gene Ontology annotation, molecular function: aldehyde-lyase activity. The transcript has 4 exons. Bases 1 to 885 code for a protein of 294 amino acids.
AUGGCGAUAUACCGUGCACCUUCCCUACUUCAACCCCACAGAGCUCGCGAAGCUCUCCUUGAUGCUCACGAGGGUAGAAUCCCCCCUCUUCUUGGCUACUACUUGGGACUGUCCUCACCUCCUCUUGCGAAAGUCGUCGCACAACUGGGAUACGACGUCGUGUGGAUUGAUUGGGAGCAUGCUUCCACCAAUGUUGAGACCAUGACACAGAUGGUGCAUGACAUCCAAUUUGUCAGUGAGGGAAAGAGCCAUGCGGUCGUUCGUGUCCCUGGCCACGACCACGCAGCCAUCGGCUUCGCUCUGGACGCCGGAGCUUCCAUCGUCUGCCCCCAGGUCGACACAGUCGAGCAAGCCCAGCACAUUGUCUCCGCCGCAAAGUACGGCGCCAUCCGAAAUGGUACUCGCUCAGCACCUCCCGCCCGCCUGAUACCCGGCCUCUCAGACACCCCCCUCGACCCAUCCAAGACCCUCCACGAAUGCGUCAACGACCAGGCAGCUAUCAUAAUCCAAAUUGAGACCUUGGAAGGUAUCAAGAACCUCGACGCCAUCCUGACCGAAUGUGGCGAGUACAUCGACAGCGUCUGGCUGGGCUCGCUCGAUGCCAGAAUCAGCAUGGGUUUCGCUGGAAUUGGCGGGAUGGAACCCGAGUGGUUGGAGGCCGUUGCACUGUUCGAAAGCACCCUUACCAAGCAUCAUCAAGCUGCCUCCGGCUUUGCGCUUGGUACCCCGGAGGCGAAGGCUAUGUUGUCGAGGGGCAAGAGCUUCUUGAUGGUUGCUGCAGAUUUCUUUAGCAUUGUGGGAACCGGGCUGGCAGAUUUGGCGAGCUCGAGGAAGGAUUACAAGCAGCAAAACUUUAAUGGAGUUUACAAGAGGAUUGAUGUCUAA